Glycine soja is the source of this 3746-nucleotide messenger RNA. Its product is annotated as U-box domain-containing protein 33-like. Gene Ontology annotation, biological process: protein ubiquitination; protein phosphorylation. NCBI's taxonomy places the organism in Eukaryota, Viridiplantae, Streptophyta, Magnoliopsida, Fabales, Fabaceae. Gene Ontology annotation, molecular function: ubiquitin-protein transferase activity; ATP binding; protein kinase activity. The transcript is spliced from 9 exons. The coding region runs from base 835 to 3483 and encodes 882 amino acids. The record is from RefSeq and is a predicted model, not a curated record.
GUGUAAGUAAAAUUUAAUGUUAAACCAAAUACACACCGAGAUUACAUUUAUUAUUCCAGAAGAUUGAAAAUUGGAAGUCCAAGUAGUGUGGCUAAACUUUUUCUUCGAAACUUCGCAUGAUGCAGGCAUAGGGAACAUGGAGAGGGAGAAGAAGAAAAAGAGGGUGCAUGAACCAAAAGUGAUAGGGACACGGGGUUAUUCUUGUAAUUUCCUAGGUUUCUCUGUGUUGCUAUUUAUGAUUACUUCGGUGUUUCUUCUGUUUGUACACUACCAUGCUAUGAGCUCAAGACAGCGGCACCCUUUUCCAUUCCUAUGAGACAACAACACAGAUAAACACCAGCAGAUAAAAAAAAUAAGACCAUAUCUUUUUCAUUUCAUCACUUUGUGUCAUCAGUUUCCAUCACCCUAUGAAUUUUUUAUUUUUUAUUUUAUGAGGAUAGACAAUGGACAUGUUGCAUAUUUGUGCAAAUUUGAGUGUCCUAGGUUGAGUUUGUGCUACUUAUAGAUACAGCAAAGCUGAUUUUUUUUUUUUGGUUGAGUGGGAAUUUCGUUUCAGCUAGGAGAAAAUUUUGGUUAUGAAUUCUCUUAAUUGAAACAGGUGGAAAGAGCUUUGGAGAGAUUAAAGAAGUGGAUUCCUUUUUAGUUAUAGAGAGAGUUUUUGGUUAGUUUGAGAGAUUUCUACAAGUAGAGAGAAAAUCUCUACAAGUUGAAUUCUUUUAUAUUACUUUGUCUAGAAAAUUGAAUUGAUCAUUUUUUAGUUUCGGUUUAAUGUGAUUCUCUUCAGAAGUGGAAGAAAUAGUCUUUUAACUUUUCAACCAUUCUUCAUCUAUUAGCAUGGCUAUGGUGAGUUCUAUGCCUGCAACUCCACCACAGGUCAAUCCUGUGAACUCACUUCGUGAUAUUGGGGUUCCUGGAAUCAUGACCAGCAGGAGAAAAAUUGUAAAUAAGCCUAGUCCAAGUAUGGUUAAUGACACAAUCUAUGUUGCUGUGGGAAAGAAUGUGAAAAGUAGCAAAUCAAAUCUCAUAUGGGCAAUACAGAACUCUGGAGGAAGGAGAAUUUGCAUUCUUCAUGUUCACGUGCCAGCACCUAUGAUCCCCUUGAUGGGUGCCAAAUUUCCUGCUAGUGCGCUGAGAGAGGAGGAAGUUCAAGAUUACCACGAAACAGAAAGGCUAAAAAUGUACAAGACUCUGGAUGCCUAUCUUUCUAUCUGUCAAGGGAUGGGGGUGCGUGCAGGGAAACUACAAAUUGAAAUGGAUUGCAUAGAAAAAGGAAUUGUUGAACUCAUCUCCCAGUAUGGCAUACAGAAGCUUGUGAUGGGAGCAGCAUCAGAUAAGUACCAUUCAAGGAGGAUGACGGCCCCCAGGUCUAAGAAAGCUAUAUAUGUAUGUGAACAAGCUCCAGCCUCUUGUCAUAUACAGUUUAUCUGCAACGGCUACCUCAUACACACAAGGGAUUGCAGUUUGGAUAUAGGGAAUGUAGAGGUUGCAUUUCCUAUGGCGCAGCAAAUGGCAAACUCUGAAGUUGGAGGUUCUCCUAAAUUGAGAUCCCAAUCAAUUGUGCAAGGGCAAAAUCAUGGGAUAAAACUAACUAAUCCAGCUCAAGAGUUAUUUCGUAGAGUAAGGUCUGUCAAUGAUGGACAUAGGAGGAGCCUUGCAUCUGUUUCUGAUGAGUCAUAUGGGCAGUCAGGGAGGAGUCCUUCAGUUUUCUCAAUGUGCUCUCACAGUAUUUCAGUUGAACCAGGAUUGACCCCAAAUUUGAUAAGUGAUGGCAGUGAGAAUGAAUUAGACUUGACUUUGAAUGGCCCUUUUCUGAUUAACAAGAAUCUUCAUCAUUCAGCAUCUCCUAGUGUACUGCAGGAAAUGGAUGGAGGAAUGGAUGAUGCUCUCUAUGAUCAACUUGAACAGGCAAUGGCUGAGGCUGUGAAUUCUAAGCGGGAUGCAUAUCAAGAAACUGUUAGGCGUGGGAAUGCUGAAAAAAAUGCCAUUGAUGCUAUUCGCAGGGCUAAAACCACUGAAAACUUGUAUAAAGAAGAGCUGAAACUAAGGAAAGAACAAGAAGAAGCGGUAGAGAAAGCAAAUGAAAAACUUAAUAAUAUGAAGAGCCAGACAGACAAAGUUAAUGAGGAACUCCGACUUGCCUUAUUUCAGAACUCAUCACUAGAGAAUCAAAUUGCAUCAACUGAACUUAUGAUAAAGGAGUUGGAGCAAAAGAUUAUAUCUGCCGAGAACCUGUUACUAAACUACAAGGAUGAACUAGAUGAUUUGCAAAUACAGCGUGAUAUUGCAGUGGGAGAGGCUGAGGAGUUUAGGAGAAAACAAUGGGAAGCCUCAUCAAGCGCACACAAGCUUCAAUGCUUCUCAGAAUUUUCCUUUCAAGAGAUUAAAGAAGCAACAAGUAACUUCAAUCCAUCCCAGAAGAUCGGAGAAGGCGGAUAUGGAAGUAUAUUUAAAGGUAUCUUGCGUCACGCUGAGGUGGCUAUAAAAAUGUUGAAUCGUGACAGCACGCAAGGACCUGAGGAGUUUCAACAGGAGGUUGAAGUAUUGAGCAAGUUAAGGCAUCCCAAUAUUAUCACACUUAUAGGAGCCUGCCCAGAAUCUUGGACUCUUGUCUAUGAGUAUUUACCCAAUGGAAGCCUUGAAGAUCGUCUCAACUGCAAGGAUAACUCACCUCCAUUAUCAUGGCAAACUCGAAUUCGCAUUGCUACGGAACUUUGUUCUGCUCUCAUUUUUCUUCACUCCAAUAAACCUCACAGCAUAGCGCAUGGUGACCUAAAACCCGCCAAUAUUCUCCUUGAUGCAAACCUUGUUAGCAAGCUCAGUGACUUUGGAAUCUGCCGUAUAUUAUUAUCCUGUCAAGACAGUUCCAGUAACAGUACUACACAGUUUUGGAGGACUGAUCCAAAGGGAACUUUUGUGUAUUUGGAUCCUGAAUUCCUUGCUUCUGGUGAACUUACACCAAAGUCAGAUGUUUAUUCAUUUGGAAUCAUUCUGUUGAGAUUGAUGACUGGGAAACCAGCCCUGGGAAUAAUAAAAGAAGUGCAAUAUGCAUUAGAUGCUGGAAAGUUGAAAUCAAUCUUGGAUCCUUUUGCUGGAGACUGGCCAUUUAUGCUGGCUGAAGAGUUGGUUCGCUUGGCUUUGAGGUGUUGUGAGAUGAAUCGGAAGAGCCGGCCAGACCUUUAUCCAGAUGUUUGGAGGAUACUGGAACCAAUGAGGGCUUCUUCUGGAGUCACAAACACCUUUCAACUGGGUUCUCAAGGGCUAUGCCAACCUCCUCCAUAUUUUAUUUGUCCAAUCUUUCUGGAAGUCAUGCAAGAUCCACAUGUAGCCGCUGAUGGUUUUACUUAUGAAGCUGAGGCUAUACGUGAAUGGCUAGAAAGUGGUCAUGACACUUCACCAAGGACAAAUUCCAAGCUUGCUCAUCGCCAUCUUGUUCCCAACCAUGCUCUUCGCCGCGCAAUUCAGAACUGGCUUCAAAGUCGCUGAUCAAGUUUUUCAUUUUUUUUUUAUCUUCCCUAUUGAAUUGUAUCUCUACUUCAUAUUAAGUUUAUAGGAGAAAUUGUUAUCAUAUCAUUUUUGGUUUCUUUUACAAAUCAUUUUGUAUAGCCGUCAUGUUGUUUAGGUUCCAUUUGUGCUUUAUCUCUCUACCUUCAGUUAUUGUAAAAAGGUAGCAUAUGAUGUAUAUAUGGCUAAACAUUAUUUUACGUAGUUAUCUUUGGCAGUGGGCAAUGCUAUCGUCAAUCUUAAAA